Messenger RNA from Epinephelus moara (kelp grouper), 7971 nucleotides. RefSeq names its product centriole, cilia and spindle-associated protein a (gene ccsapa). NCBI's taxonomy places the organism in Eukaryota, Metazoa, Chordata, Actinopteri, Perciformes, Serranidae. Gene Ontology annotation, molecular function: microtubule binding. The record is from RefSeq and is a predicted model, not a curated record. Gene Ontology annotation, cellular component: centriole; ciliary transition zone; ciliary basal body. The transcript has 4 exons. Gene Ontology annotation, biological process: regulation of mitotic spindle assembly. Bases 116 to 1030 code for a protein of 304 amino acids.
AGCUCGGCUGCCUCGGUGUUUGCUGUCAGUCGGGGAGAAGCGGAGCGAUGUGAGGCGUUUGACAGCGGGACUGAAAGAACAGACUGGGUUUAAAAUCAGACCGGACCCCUCUGGAAUGAGGUCUGGUGAUAAGAACCAGACAGGAGCAAUAGCGAAAAUCAUGGUGACCAAAAAAAUCCGGACAGAGUAUAUGAAGAAAUUCAGGGAUCCAAAAUGGGAGACGUUUUCCAAAUGUUACGAGGACUCUGUGAAGUACCGUCUGACCCGGCGGGUGAUGGAGCACUCCCACAAGCCCUGGUUCUGGGAGGGCUGGGACAGCGGCUCUGACUCCAGCGGCUGGUCCACGCCGAGGCUGACCAGGAACAAAAUUGCUCCUCUGUCGCUGCCGCCGCCACCGCCAUCCUUGGAGGUGAAACAGAUGUCCAGCCCCGGGCCGAUACCACCUCCAGAGGACGGAGAGGCUGAGGUGGGAGGUGGAGAAGCAGCAGUCGUAGACACUGCACCGACUUCAGCAGUUAUAGAAAACGGUGUGAACGAAGCCAGCGGUGGUUCGGUGGCUCCAAACACCAGCGGACCCUCAGAGGACACGGCGACAGACAAUGGUCCUGCUGACACAACGUCCUCGGAGGGGGAGCCAGUAAACCCCGCACCGAAACGACGACACCGCCGCCGCACCCCUCGGUCUGAGCCAGAACACAGGGACAGUUCCCACGACGACAAACCGGCUGUCGUCCGCAAACCGCUGAGAGCGAAGAGCCAACCGCCGAUCAGCACCAAGGAGAACCGGAGAUCGUCCAGCCGACUGGACUGGACCGAGAGACAGACGGAGGUCAGGAGGACGCCCAAUGAUUGCAACACGUCUGACGCCUGCGUUCAGACCCGGCGGCAGUCCGAAAAACGCAGCUCCAACCUGGACCGUCGACGGGCUCGGUCAGCCGACCUGGAGAAGAUGAGCCGGUCGCAGCUGACGGUGGCGGACGAUCGCUGGAUGACUGAGUACAUGCGCUGCUUCUCUGCUCGGCUGAGGUAGAGACGGGACUCCCCCACCCCCGACCCCUGAAAAACCACAUUUCCUUAUCUGAGAGCAAAUAUCAGAUGGUGGAACAGGUGUCAGCUGACAAACUGACAACGAGGUUGUGUCGUUACAGUCCAUGAACGUGCUUUUGAGAGUGAAUCACUGCUGUUGAGGAAAGAAAAACACCUAAAACUCUGUCGACUCUUAAGUUUAGAUGGUUAAAUAUUUGUAGACUUUGUGAUUUAAAUCUAAAGACAUUCGCCAAACAUUUAACAAGAUGGGGUCCAUGGAUUAGGGUUCAGAAAUGAAAUUAAUCACAUUAAAAUAUGAACUACAGCUCACAUUGGACCAUCAUUACACACUCACAGACAAAAUCUUUGCAUAAUAGUCAAAAUGUCUCCUGACAGUAUUUUACUGUAGAAAUAUCUUUAAAGGGGACCUUUUAUGCUCAUUUCUGGGUUCAUACUUGUAUUUUGAGUUUCUACUAGAACAUGUUUACAUGCUUAAAUAGACAAAAACACUUUAUAUGGCAUUCAAUUUAAAAAAAAAAGGCAGUGGGGUGCGCCUCGUGUUUUGCAGGUUGUGUUUCUGUAUGAUCUGGGCCUUAGUGUGUUAGGGCUGAUUAGUCGACUAAUCGAUGACUAAUCGACUAUUAAAAUAAUCAGUAACUAUUUUAGUAGUCGACUAAUCAGUUUGAGUCAUUUUUCAUAGAAAAGUACUAUAAAUGUACCCCAAGAUACUCUUAUUGCAGCUUCUUAUGUUCAAAUAUUGGCAGCUUUACACACUCUCCCAUGACAGUGAACUAAAACCCUUCGGCAUGAGUACGAAACAAGACAUUAGAUGACAUCAUUUUGGAGUUCUGGAGAGACAGACAGACAUUUUUUAACAUUUUAACACAUUUUUCAAUAAAAUGAUUAGUCGACUAAUCAAAGACAUAAUCAACAGAUUAGUCGACAGUGAAAAUAAUUGUGUGUAUUAGGCCAAAAAUAUUGUCCGUAUGACAGAUUUAAAGCUCUGGGUCGCCCUGCACUCAAAGGAUCAACUUCUUCCUCAAAACAGACUGAUAUUUACAGAAGAAGUGAAACAUAUCUGCGGCUGUGACUGGUUGUUUCUCGUCACAUGACAUGUGGUCUGCGCUGCUAUGUUCCAAAAGUUGAACUCUGUUUAUCUCAGAGCGCAGCCGUCGCACCCUGAAAAUAGGUGCCCGGAACACGUGUGCGUUGCUCUGGCAUCUGAGUGCACCUGCUGCACGUCUACAUUGAAAACAAUGAACUUUAGGUUGCAAUAAAAAACAAACAGCAUGUGUAUGGCCUCUAACACAUCUAGCCGACUGUCUGUCAGUGCAGUAAACUGAGGAGUAGAAAAAUUAACCUAUAGACAGAUGUGUGGAACCGAUCAAAAAUAUCCUCAGCGGCGGUUUAACCGUUGAUAUCUUGACUCAAAUGUAGAAAAAACAUUUGGAACUCGAGCAUUCUGUUCACAUACAUUUACCUCAUUAUUUGACACUUUGGCCAGGUUUAAUAUGAACAUCCAACAUUGUAACAAAGCAUAAUAGGUCCCCUUUAAAACAUCACGAUGACCUACAGUGUUUAAACCUUUCUUCACUGAUAAAACACAUCUUUCCAAUUUCAUUUCAAGUUAAUAUUUCCUCUUAAGAUACACUUAUACAUGGUUAUUUGCAGUAUUAUGCAUUAUUCAAAUGCCCAGGAGAUCCUUACUUGUCAUGUGUGAUCAGGCUGAAUGAAACCUGCCUCUAAAUCUGACUGUUAUCAUAAAGAACAAUUAUUAUUUAUGAGAAAUUUGAAAAAAAUAACUCUUUUCUCCAUGAUUCAAAGGUGUGUUUAUUCACCCGACAGCAGUGACACAAACUGAACAGCAACAGUUUUGUUCUUCAGAUGUGACGGACUAAAGUUUUAUUUUCUGUGGUUCUCUGUUCAUGUAGAAGCCGUUUGAUAAUGAAGAAACAUCAGAGAGAAUUAAAUCUUUCAAAGCUUUUAUAGAAAGAAAAUCACGGUCACGUCACUAUUUGAAUGUAUUUAAUUUCUGAGCAUGAAACUGCUGUGCUUUAUUUUAGCUGUUAAUCUCCUUUCAGACACAUUUAAUCGUUUUCAGUUCUCUUUCACAAAAGGCAGCUGUGUGUGUGUUUUUAACUCAAAGGCAGCAGAAAAGGACCAAACUGGAGUAUUUUUGAUAUUUGACUAUUUUGGAUCUCAAAUUUAGAUUAGAAUAUAAACGACAUAGAGACACAAGAUUUAUCAAAUAAAACUAGUAUUUAAAGUAUUUUCUGAGUAGAAACUAUAUUUAAUCUGUGCUACCUUUAUUAAAAUAACUUAAAAGUUUAGGUUUGUCAUUCAUUCACUGAGAUGCAGCUUCUGGUUUAAAAAUAAUGAGAAAUAAUCUGUGCAGCUGACAUGGUGCUUUUCUGUUAAAUGCAAAUGCUAAAACUUAAUUCUUUAAUUUACAUGUCGGACCAAUGAAUCAACACAGACUCAAUAACGAGAGGAUUUUGGGGGUGAUUGUGCAAAAGUAAAGGUUUAAGUUUAAGAGACUUUUUUGCUUUAGUAGAAGUUUUAAACGAUAACUUUGUGAAGAUAAUUAAAAUGCAACACUAUGAUAUUGUUAAUUUUUGUAGCUUAAGACAACUGCAGCUUAUUUGCAUUGUCAGAAAUCCAUCUUCCAAAUCCUGCAGGUUUCUUUAGUGAAGGCAAACAGCCCUGUCUGGACUUAAAAAUUCAUACACUGUUAUGAAACAAACAUUAAUAUUCAGAGUUGUUAUAGAGCACUGUCUCAAGGUUAAAAUAUGAUGCAUUUAAUGAGUGUGGGAAUGUUUAAGGCCGUCAUCAACUAUCUAAAACAGUGAUACUCAACUUACAGCCCGGUCUCACUCCGAAGUCGUCGAAAUCCGACACUGGGGCAGUGACUUUCAGCAUCAGAAACCAACGAAAGAAGGCGUCCUUUAACGUCGGCAUGAUACGCGGCCGCUUGCCGUUAUAGUUUAAUGGCGUCCGGCAGCAUCAGGGGGAAACGCGGUGGGACAAGGAAAGUUAAGGAAGCAAAAGUCCAACCGGGACGGGCUGGAGGGGCGGUGGAUGUGUCCAACAAACACUGACUUUCACCCGAGAGAGUGGUGUUUGUGUCCAGUAAGAUUGUAAAGCCAAACCCUGUUCUUUUUUCCUAAACCUAACAACGUGUUUUUCUUCUGUAUGUAGAGACUGCAUGUUAAAGUUAAAUUUCCUGCGAAACAGAAGUGUAUUUUGAAAACAGACAAUAGAUGUAACAGGCUGAAUUUGACACGAUGUCCCAGAACGUCAAGAACCAACACACCCAGGGUACCUGGACGUGUAAAGUCCAUGACCAAACAUCAAUAUGUGACAAGGUCGGAGUGAGACGGCUACCGCCAGAAGUUCAACAUGGUGAACUCUGUGUGUGUGUGGCAGAGCAAAAUCUGUAUGCAUUCACGUGAGUGGCAACCCCUUCAUACCCCUACGGCCAUGUUCGAGACCGCUUCCCCUCUGCCGCCUUCCCCUCAUUGAAAUGAGUGGAGGCAGCGAGUUUCCACACGGUGGUGUGAAAGCAACUUAAGGUUCCAGAGUGCAUAAAAAAAGCAUCAAAAUAUAGCUUGUUUAUCAAAUAAAGCACCAGGGAGGACAGGCUGGACCCCAACAGAGCCCUCAAUGUCCUCAAAUCCUAGAAACACCCCAGGGCAAAACAAGUUGAGUAUCCCUGAUCUAAAAUAAUCACCAGACAAGAUUCAUUAGGAAAGACUUGGAAGACCACCACCUCAGCAACACUUUGAUUUCCCAUUUAAGUUUUUCUUGUUUCCAAUUCUAAAUAUAAAAUUUGUAUAGAAAUGAAUGUGCUUAAAUAUCAGUGUCUAAUUUCCUAGAAAUAACUAUGUAAUUUGUAAAACAGUAAAUAGAUAACAAAUGAAUGUUUACUUGGGUUUAAAUGGAGCUUUAUAAACAUUAUUUACAGUGAAAUAAAUUUGAUCAUAUUUUUCUGAAAUCAGUUUCAGUUUAUAUCCAGCAUUGGGAAUAAAUGGGAACAAAGGGAAUGUUUCCAUCCAGUAUAUUUUACAUUUUCAUAGAGUUAACAUAUUUUAGCGCCUUGUUGCGUUUGACAUUUAGAUUUUAUCUGUUUCCAUUUAAUCCAUCUAAAAGAAAUGUUUGAGAAUUUUCUGUUGCACCAGUUUUUCAGUUUGUCGGCUGUUUGAUGUCUAAAGAUUGUAAAUACAUGUCGAUGUCAUCGUCGCGUUCUGUGACUCAAACUGAGGGCUAAAGUUCAUGUACAUUUUGUGAGUAUACUUUUAAAACUGAAUGCAUAUAAAUUCACUGAGAAUGUUUAUCGAUUUUACCACCGGCUGAACCUCGUCACUCUGAAUGUGCAGAACUAUUUAUUUACUUUUAUUUGUUGUUAUUGUCACUCAUCAUACUCAAGUUUGUUUGUUUUAAGGUUCAGUCUGAAACAACACAGUGCUUUUGACUUUAUUAAUGUUUAUGUUAAAAAUUCAGUCCUUUUGAAAAGAAGUUAAAACUCUUUACAUGAUUUUACACACAGUAAUUUGCCAUUUGGAGGGAAAUUUGAUCACAUUUUGUCAGUUUAAAUAUGUUAAAAUUUAACCUUUGGAAAAAAAACACCUUUUUUGCUGCUGUUGUUUUUGGUUAAGUUUUAGUAGUUUAAGGUUUUUUUGCCCUGACAAGAAGAAAACUGAAUAUUUUACCUUAAAAAUAGUCUAAAAAGAUUAAGAAAUAUAAAUAAAUCCACUGUACAAAAACAAUUUCUUUCCAUCUGAACAAGUAUGUGUCAAGUGUGUGAUGUUUCAAACUGAACAUGUGGACGUUUUCAUGUCUCCUUAUUCACCAUUUUUACUUUUGUUUUUAAACCUGAGAAGUGUUUGUGGCUUUAAUGUCUUCAGCAUGAACAAUCGGAGCUGUUUCUGUGUUUGAGACUCUUUAUUAAGCAUCAAUUCAGUUUCACUAAAAUAAGAUUUAACUUCCUGCAGUUUAAGUCAGAGCUGCAAAAUAUUUAAAGGACAAAGUCAGGUUGUUAUUUAAACUCCUUUAAAUCCAGUUUUCACCCUUUAUUUUUUACAUAUUUCCACGAGACACCCCAGAUGAAAAGAUUUUGUUAUGCACUGGUCAAUUUUAACUUUUUUUUUUACGUCCAUACCAGCUCUAGCUUUCAGACUAGCAUAAAGAAAACAUCCAAAAUACACAUUUAGGUGUUUAUUUUAGUUCAGAUUUCUGUUCUGAAAAUUUACGUGAAAAGCACAAUUUUUUUAAUUAUUAUUAUUUAAUAUGCUUCAUUUGCAUAUUUAAACAUGAAAUUUCAGAAAACUUUUAAUACAACAAAUAAUUGUUUUAGGUAAUCAGUGCUCUGGGGACAUUGUCACCCUGUUCACCUGUAGUUUUAUUGUUGGUCUAAAAAUGUUUGAAUUUUACGAUACAGAUCUUUAAAGGUUGUUUUCUCAAAUCUAGUUUUUCUCUCACACACACCAGAAAUCUCCACUUCAGUAGCACGUACACACACCAAACUUCCCAGUUUUAUUCCCACCUAUAUUCUGAAGGUUUUCACCAAGGGGUUUGGUUAUAUAUCAUUUAUGGCCUGAGUUAUAAAACAUUGUAUUCCUAAAAAUAUGGCAAAAAUUGUUUUUUUUAAUGGCUGUGGACAGUACUUUCUGAUUUAAGGGUUGAUAUAAAGAGAUAUCCAAACCCCCCUAUGUAUAAAAGCAUCAACUCUAAUAUGACAGCAAAGUGAAAGAAGAAUUUUGAACCUGGUUUCAUCCAGUGAUCAGAUUUCUGUUCCUGCAAAUCAGCGCGUAUUCAAAAUGACAGUGCAUCAUUUGCAUUAUCAAACAUAAAACUUCAGAAAACUUGUCAUAUACAAAAUAAUUGUCUGAUGUAAGUCAUCAGCUGGGGAUUUUUUUUGUGAUAUCUGUUAAAAUUUUGACCCUAUUCACCUAGGGUGUCUCCUCGAGGUAUUGAUAUCAUCUUAUUCCACAUCGGCUUCUUACAACCCGUCUUUUUAUUUCACUGAGCAAAAUAUUUUGUUUUUUAUGGCUGCAUCACAUAAAAUACUCAGAUGUCAUGCACAUAAUUUUCACAUAAAUUCAGCCCAACAUUUUGCUUUAAAAACAAAACAAAAAAACAACUGUUGCAGCUCAACUCAAAUUUAAAAUAAGCAGUUCAUUAAAAGUUAAAAUGUUUGACUGCGCAGUGUUAAGUUAAGGUUUUCAGGAGCACUGAAGGGGUUAAAGAACUGUGAUGAUAGCUUUAUGGAUGCAGUAUUUAAAUUGAGAAAUAUAUUUUAAGAUAGUGUCAGAUUUUCCAUAUUUAGAAGCAACUAUGAAAUGCAAAAGGAGACAAAUAAAACGUGUAUUAUUUGGAAAACUGAACGACACACGUCAGAAAAUUACUUCUGUUUUCUAAAUGUGAACACAGAUGAACCACUUCUGUGUACGAAUAAAUAAGAUGACUGUUUCUUUAUAGUUCGGUUUCCAAAGAUUCCUGAUUUCAGAAAACGUCUCUCAGGUAGAAAGAAGCUGAAACUAAACAGAUUAAAAUGGUUUAGAUGGCUCUUUAUUUUAAGAUACUUUGUGGUGUGUUUUUCUUUAUGUUGACCGACGAGUUGAUUUUUAAGAGUCAGAAUGUUUCAGACAAUCACAGGAAAAUAUUUUAACUGUUGUUGAGCAAAAAAAAAUCUCAUACUUAAGCUAAAAUAUAAUGUACAUUAAAUGUGAGGAGUUUGUGGACUGCACUGAUGGAGACAGUUUCAUUUGCUGGCUGUAUCUACUGAAGCUUUGAGUUAGUGUGGUUUAUUAUUAUUAUUAUGUUUGAAUAUUUAAUCAUAUUUUAUCUCUAACCACGUUUACAUUUUUGGUCACUGUAUUUGUAUUUGAGAACAUGCACAACUAUAUAUAUUUUCAUCCACUUUGCUGUGAAUAAAUCAUACUUGAA